CCAGACCCCCCCCCCCCCCCCCCCACCACUUGCCCGGCCAUGGCUGAGCUCCUGCUCCUCGACUCAAGUAUCCGCCUCUGGGUGGUUCUCCCCAUCGUCCUGAUGAGCGUCUCCCUCGGCCUGAUCCGCCAUUACCUCGGUCGCCUGCUGCGGGGGGAGAGGAGAGCGGAGCUGGAGCAGCUCUCGGACAGCCAGGUGCUGCAUCGCACUAAGCUCCUCCGAGAACAUGGCACGUACCUACCCCGGCAGUCAUUCAUGAUGAGAAAGCACUUCUUCAACGAUGCUGACUCUGGGUUCUUCAAGAGGACAAAAAGGAAAGCGGUAGCUCGGAACCCAAUAACAGACCCUCGGAUGCUGACUGACAUGAUGACGGGAAAUCUUACCAACGUGCUUCCGAUGAUCCUGAUUGGGGGCUGGAUCAACUGGGCCUUUUCGGGAUUUGUCACCACCAAGGUCCCGUUCCCGCUGACUCUGCGGUUCAAGCCAAUGCUGCAGAGAGGAAUCGAACUGGUCUCCCUGGACCCCUCCUGGGUCAGUUCCGCUUCGUGGUACUUCCUCAAUGUGUUUGGCCUGCGCAGCGUCUACUGCUUAAUCCUCGGCCAGGACCACGCCGCUGAUCCCUCCCGUGUUCUUCAGCAGCACAUGGCAGGCAGUGCCACGUCUGUGCCCCCAGAUACCAACAGAGCGUUCAAGGCCGAGUGGGAAGCUUUGGAGAUGGUCAAUCACCAGUGGGCCCUGGAAGCCGUGGAGGAUGAAUUGAUGGACAAAGAUUUGAACCUUGAAGAGUUCUACAGUUCAGACCACCCUCGCAACAUGUGAGCAUCAACCUGUGCUCGCUCCAGCUCCCUUACUAGCGUCUAUCUCUAAUUUAAAAUCAGAUGGAUCUUCAUUCAUGUGUAGGACUAAGUGCCAUCCAAUUCUAUGUUCGCAACCAUCGUUAAUGGAUGCUUGUCUGGUCCUCCUCUGACAAUCAAACCCACUAACAGCCUCAAAUAUAACCCCUCGAUCCCCCCCUCCCUGAUUAAACAUCUCUCUCUCUCUCAGUCUCGAAUAUAACCCCUCGAUCCCGCCUUCCUGAUUAAACGUCUCUCUCUCUCAGCCUCGAAUAUAACCCCUCGAUCCCGCCUUCCUGAUUAAACAUCUCUCUCUCUCUCAGCCUCGAAUAUAACCCCUCGAUUCCCCCCCUUCCUGAUUAAACAUCUCUCUCUCUCUCAGCCUCCAAUAUAACCCCUCGAUCCCCCCCCUUCCUGAUUAAACAUCUCUCUCUCUCAGCCUCGAAUAUAACCCCUCGAUCCCCCCCCUUCCUGAUUAAACAUCUCUCAGCCUCGAAUAUAACCCCUCGAUCCCCCCCCUUCCUGAUUAAACAUCUCUCUCUCAGCCUCGAAUAUAACCCCUCGAUCCCCCCCCUUCCUGAUUAAACAUCUCACUCUCUCAGCCUCGAAUAUAACCCCUCGAUCCCGCCUUCCUGAUUAAACGUCUCUCUCUCUCAGCCUCGAAUAUAACCCCUCGAUCCCCCCCUUCCUGAUUAAACAUCUCUCUCUCUCUCAGCCUCGAAUAUAAUCACUCGAUGCCCCCCUUCCCGAUUAAACGUCUCUCUCUCUCAGCCUCGAAUAUAACCCCUCGAUCCCCCCCCUUCCUGAUUGAACAUCUCUCUCUCUCUCAGCCUCAAAUAUAACCCCUCGAUCCCCCCCUUCCUGAUUAAACAUCUCUCUCUCCCUCAGCCUUGAAUAUAAUCACUCGAUCCCCCCCUUCCUGAUUAAACAUCUCUCUCUCUCAGCCUCGAAUAUAACCCCUCGACCCCCCCUCUCCUGUAUAAAAACCUCAGCCUCGAGUGACCCAGCCCCGACAGCCCUCUACAAUGUAGAAUUCCAGACUCACUCCCCUCAGAAGGAAGGAAUUCCUCUCCAUCUCUGUCUUCAGUGGGCGACCCCCUCCCUCUCCCACACAAGGUAUUUGUUGGGGGGGGGGGGGGGGGUGGAAAAACGAUCCCUCCACAUCUCCCCUGUCAGGACCGCCAAGAACCUCGUACUUUUCAAUCAGGUCACCUCUCGUUCUUUUGAAGCUCGGCACAGUUCUGGUCACCGCGCUCCCCAGAGGGACUUGGAGGCUUGGGAGAGGUUACAGAAACCCCUAACAUUCUGUCCACCGACCCUUCGCAUCACUGUCACCCCUCUCCCCGUAAAACCCUCCCUUUCCAGAAUUCCAACUGAAUCCACCGUUCAGUGAGUCCUUUCCCAAUUUUCCACCGUUGCCCUGGGGUUGCAGUGACAACAUCGAGCCAGCCUUUGUUGAAAGUACUCCUUUUUUUAAUAUAUAUAUUUCUCUCUCUCUAUAUAUAUAUAUAAUUUGUAUGUACAAGGCUGUUUUAACAGUAAAAAGAACUCCAUUAUUUGUAAAGCAACCAUUAACUUAACAAAGAGAAAUUGGGCUUUGA
Molecule: messenger RNA, 2434 nt
Organism: Stegostoma tigrinum
Lineage: Eukaryota; Metazoa; Chordata; Chondrichthyes; Orectolobiformes; Stegostomatidae
Product: ER membrane protein complex subunit 3-like
Exons: 8
Coding region: 40-819 (259 amino acids)
Biological process (GO): protein folding in endoplasmic reticulum
Cellular component (GO): EMC complex; membrane
Source: RefSeq, a predicted model, not a curated record